This is a messenger RNA of Corticium candelabrum, 755 nucleotides long. RefSeq names its product iron-sulfur protein NUBPL-like. Gene Ontology annotation, cellular component: mitochondrion. The record is from RefSeq and is a predicted model, not a curated record. The transcript is spliced from 5 exons. Lineage: Eukaryota; Metazoa; Porifera; Homoscleromorpha; Homosclerophorida; Plakinidae. The coding region runs from base 38 to 586 and encodes 182 amino acids. Gene Ontology annotation, molecular function: ATP binding; 4 iron, 4 sulfur cluster binding. Gene Ontology annotation, biological process: mitochondrial respiratory chain complex I assembly; iron-sulfur cluster assembly.
AUUGGUUGCUGAAUGGGAUACCAUACAUUCCUGAAGCAUGACACGCAUAUAUGAUAAUUUUUGGCUUAUAUAUGUAGAUAGCCACAGAGAUUUUUGGUGCAAACUGAACUCUUUGACUCGCAGCUUUCAAUUAGCUUUUAAAGCAUAUUUGCAGAGUUGGACUUGUAUUUUACCUCAAGGUGCAAUCAUUGUUACAACACCACAAGACAUUGCAUUACUAGAUGUCACACGUGGAAUAGAAAUGUUUAAGAAGGUGUCUAUACCGGUGUUUGGAGUAGUUCAAAACAUGAGUGUUUUUCAGUGUCCACACUGUGGUCAUGCAACACACAUAUUUGGCCAUAACGGAGCUCACCGACUAGCAAAACAAAUUGAUCUACACGUUCUAGGUGAUGUACCAUUAGAUGUAGCUAUCCAAGAAACUUGUGAUAGAGGGCAGCCUAUUGUUGUGUCACAGCCCAGUUGUUCUCAGCUAGUCAAAAGAGUAUGCCAACAUAGCACAGCAAGUUCUUGUGAAGCUUGGCUAUCGGAAGAGCUAACAUCAGUGGCACAUUUCAUACAUCUCUAUGUAUUUCGCACAAUUUGCUAGACUUUCAUAAUAUAAGUAAACUGCUGUUGUUGCCAUGAUUCUUGAUGCAUGUUGACUUGAUACGUUUUGUUUGUUAAUGUUGAUUCAUUGACUAAAUACCGUACUGACGCGAGUAAUACCCCAGUCCUCCAGUAAAUUCCCAUCCCCACCUUUGGUCCAGGUCCUAAGA